ACCUCGAUCUCGCUAAUGAGCGACAAAAGGCGCUCAUCCCAAGCUAUUUCAUCAAUGGGGUCUCUCUUGCAGUCUGUAUGAAGGCAGAGCUGGUAGUCGCUGCGUUUCAGGCGCAAAGGAAUUUCAUCUGGACGGCCAUUCAGUUGCCUAAACCAACAGACUUAAAAUUGAGGCAACUUCUUCUGCCGACGUCUGAGAAAAUCGACGAGAUUCUGUCACUGAGAAGUACGAAGCGAAUCAGCCCAUACUUCAACCACUUUUCGACUAUCAGUGAAAGCAUCAGCGCGUUAGGAUGGAUAACCGUCGUGCCGGCUCCUGCCGCGUUCAUCAAGGAGAUGGAAGAAGCAUCGCUGUUCUACGCGAAUCGUGUGCUGAGGGAUUUCAAAGACAAGGAUACGAUUCAUGUACAGUGGAUUAACGGAUGGAUAGAAGUACUAACGAAGCUGCACGACUACGUUGUGAAAAAUCAUACGACUGGCUUGAUGUGGAAUGCAGUUCAGGGUCAAAGCAGCGAAAGGAGUUCUACGUCAAUCUCCGUCAAUCAGAGUUCAAUGACGAUGUCCGGAGUUCCACCACCACCGCCACCUAUGUCCAUGACGAUCACCGCGUCCACCGCUGAAAAAUCGCAACAGUCGUUGAUGGACAUGCGAAAUGCGCUCUUUGAAGAAAUAAACAAAGGUGUUGAAAUAACGAAAGGACUGAGAAAGGUAACUGCUGAUAUGCAAACGCACAAAAAUCCGGCAUUGAGACUUCAGGAACCGUCGCGAAGUGAGUCACACUACUCAGAGUCGAAGUAUUCCACGAGCUCGACAGCUUCAGAGAAAAUGGGAACUGCGAAAAUUCAUUGUGAGGGUGGAAAGAAAUGGAUUAUCGAAAAUCAAGUCAAAAAUCAGAGUAUCGUUGUCGAGAUCUCUGAUAUGAAGCAAGUGGUGUACAUCUACAACUGCGUCGACUGCCUGAUUCAGCUAAAAGGAAAAGCAAAUUCGAUCACCGUAGACAGCUGCAAACGUACGAACGUCGUCUUCGACAACUUAGUGUCUUCCAUUGAAGUUAUCAAUUGCCAGAAGGUGCAGGUUCAGACGCUUGGAACCAUGCCGACGGUGGCCAUUCAAAACACAGACAGCUGUCAAGUUUACCUGAGUCGCUGCUCGUUGAAUGCCGAAAUCAUUUCGUCGCGGUCAACCGAAAUGAAUGUAUUGGUGCCUGAUGAAUGUGGAGAGUUUGUAAGUGAACAUCUUAUAUAUUUAAGUACUUUCCACGUUAAAAUCAUUGCUACAACUGUACAUUUUUUAAAAUCAAUCCUGACAUCCUUUGUCCUUUCCUCAUCAGUUUCAUCGUUUGCUCGGGAAAAAUUCUCUGUACAGUACACACUCCUGUACUUAUGCACAGCUGUAGAAGAAGUUUUAAAGCCAUUUUCUUCAGCAAAUUAGUG
This is a messenger RNA of Soboliphyme baturini, 1432 nucleotides long. The record is from the annotation of a GenBank genome assembly. Lineage: Eukaryota; Metazoa; Nematoda; Enoplea; Dioctophymatida; Soboliphymatidae.